Messenger RNA from Aspergillus welwitschiae, 1623 nucleotides. RefSeq names its product tyrosinase family protein. Bases 1 to 1623 code for a protein of 540 amino acids. NCBI's taxonomy places the organism in Eukaryota, Fungi, Ascomycota, Eurotiomycetes, Eurotiales, Aspergillaceae. Gene Ontology annotation, molecular function: oxidoreductase activity. The transcript has 7 exons. The record is from RefSeq and is a predicted model, not a curated record.
AUGCGUCUCUCUAUUCUAUCUGCUGCUAUUGCAGCUUUGACUGUCACUCCCGUGUCGGCAGCUACUCAAGAUCCUGUCGAUGUGCUGGCGAGCAAGGCCUUGGCCACCAAGCGUGCCUAUCUGGCGCCUGAGGGCUCUUCCAACUCCAGCUGCAACAUCAACAAUGCGGCUGUUCGCAAAGAAUGGGGCUCCCUCGCGCCAGAGGACCGCAAGAAGUACACAGAUGCUGUUCUUUGCUUGAUGUCCAAGCCCCCCAGGUCUGACCCGAACUGGGCUCCGGGUGCCCGGAACCGUUUUGAUGACUUUGUGGCGGUUCACAUCAACCAAACCCUGUAUAUUCAUGGCACAGGGAACUUCCUCACCUGGCACCGCUAUUUCACCUGGGCCUAUGAGAAUGCUCUGCGUACAGAGUGUGGCUACGAUGGAUACCAGCCAUACUGGGCAUGGAACAAGUACGCUGCCAACCCCAUCAACUCGCCCGUCUUUGACGGCACCGAGUACAGCAUGUCUGGUAAUGGCGACUUCGUUCCACACAAUGGCACCCCUGCGACUGACUAUACCAUCAUCCCACCGGGUGUUGGUGGAGGUUGUGUCCGCAACGGCCCCUUCGCCAACAUGACCGUCAACCUGGGACCGGUUGAUCCUACCCUGCAGAUCCCUGGCCUCGUAGCCCAAAACGGCAGUGGUUUGGAUUACAACCCCCGUUGUCUGCGCCGUGACAUCUCCCCCUGGACCGCUCUGGGCUGGACCAAGUCUAGCGAUGUCAUGAGCCUGAUUGAGAAGUGCGACAACAUCUCCUGCUUCGAGUGGACCAUGCAAGGGUUCUUUGAGGAAGGUUUCCUGGGCGUUCACACGGCCGGCCACUUCACCAUUGGUGGUGACCCGGGUGGUGAUCUGUACACUUCUCCCGGUGAUCCGGCAUUCUAUGUCCACCACGCUAUGAUUGACCGCGUCUUCUGGAUCUGGCAGAACCUGAACCCUGCUAACCGGACCUACGUCGUCAAGGGACCAGACUUCAUUGAUGGUCUGAUUGCAUCGCCCAACACUACCAUUCAUGACUUGCUCUACAUGGGCAACCUGACUGUCUCGCGUGAGAUUUAUGACGUGUUGGACACCACGGCUGGCACUCCUCUAAUACCCGAAAGGGAAUGGAAUGAUAUUGUAAUACUGUGUAUCGAUUCCGAGCAAAUUGAGCUGUUCUUCCACGAUAAUAAAACCAUGCCAUGCCGAGGAACCCUCCGACGGUGGUUUUGUUGCGGAGGCCCUAUUCUCAGGGAAUGGAGUUGGGCAGCUGAUGCCGGUGCGGAGAGGAUUGCGGCAAGCACUGGAAGUCAGAGGCGAGAAAUUACUUGCAGCAGCUGUGGAGUCGAUCUUGGCCUCGCAAGGGCUGGGGGUUGGUACGGACCCACAGUCGGUGCACAGGAUGAUGCUCCCCAAGUUCUCGUGGGCGGCACGUCCAUUGCUCACAGCUGCCAUCCUCGUAGCGGAAAUGCCUGGCGACGAAGUACCAUCCUUGAUGGAAAACUAAAACUGAUGGCGGAGGGUGUCAGGAUAUCCGAACCUCAACGCGUCACUUUGUAUGUAGGGAACGUGAGCAGCUGGAUACUCGAAGCUCCCAGGUAA